Annulohypoxylon maeteangense is the source of this 2098-nucleotide messenger RNA. RefSeq lists its product as uncharacterized. Lineage: Eukaryota; Fungi; Ascomycota; Sordariomycetes; Xylariales; Hypoxylaceae. The record is from RefSeq and is a predicted model, not a curated record. The transcript has 3 exons. Gene Ontology annotation, molecular function: protein binding. Bases 75 to 1964 code for a protein of 629 amino acids.
GUCGAAAUUCCGGAUGCGACAACAUAUGGGGUCGAUAUAAGUCGACUUGACAUCGAUUGGCUUUGAACCACGCAAUGCCGAGGGAAUGUAUCGUUAUUGACGGGCUCUGGCGAUGUUUAUGUCCCUCGGUAGAUAUAACUACUCUCUCUAGGCUGAUCGGACCGCCUCGUCAUCCUCGCCAACGACCGAUUCUUUCCCCAUCCAGUAAUAUCUGGAUUGCCUGCAGGCAAAGUCGGCGAGAGUACCGCUACGUAGGUAGUGGCCUUCCCAGUCGCAAUUCCCAGGAGUCGGUCGAGCAAUCACGGAUCGGAUACCUCCAGCGAAUAGCGAAACGAAACCCAUGGGCUCCCGGAGUUCUCUUUCGGGGUGUCGAUGCUUUUAUUACCAAACUCGAUAGAAUCCCCACGAAGACUUUAUAUGCUGCUAUCAAGGAACUCGCAAGUGCCGAAAACACUUAUCUAUCAGUUGUAAAAUUAGUUGAAUAUUUGGUGAAGGAAAGGAAAGAGAAACCAAACGCCAUUCUUUAUGAGAGUCUUAUCCGAGCGAAUAUAGAUCGAUAUUAUGGAUCCGCGGGGAUUGCUCGUGGGCUUCUCGAAGAAAUGGAGAAGCUAAACAUUGUAACUACGCCGCAGAUCUAUCAAGCAAUUCUAGAUGUCACAUCCGUCCAUCCUGAUUAUGUCCUCCGAAAUAAGGCACUCUUCGAAAUGAAGAAUCGCUGGUACUCGCCAACAACGGACGACCAAAUUAGCAUCAUCGUUGGACUAUUACGGGAUAACCAGUACGAACUUGCGUUAGAGAAGCUAGAGGCGAUUUCAAAGACUGCCAUCGCAGUCCCAAGCUGGCUCUAUGAGAUAUUCCUCUAUACAUUUGGGGAGUUAGGUUUCCAUGAGGAGACACUAUCAAUUCUCAAACACCGAAUAAAAAUCGCAGAUGUCACCAACGAGCCCUUAUCUCCGAAUACGUGUCAGUUCCUCCUCGAUGUCUUCGGCCGAGACGCAUUUUACGAUGGAAUUAAACACAUAUGGGAUCAUUCAGUCUCGCCUGGAUAUAUAAAUCCUCCCGACGGCAUCGUAAUGAACGUACUCAAUACAGCAUCCAAUCAUGGAGAUGCACCGUUAGCUAUGAGUGCAAUCCAGAUGCUUUCAAGUCGCGACAGGAGACUUGAAUUACACCACUACGAAGCUCUCGUAGAAAUACAUGCUCAGCAGAAUGACCUUCGGAAAGCGUUUACGGUUCUAUGUAUCAUAGCCAAAACAGGCUUGCGCCCCGACCUCUCCAGCACACGAUCCAUUUUUCGAGUUCUCCGCAAAUCGCCCUCCGAGACAGAUAAUGCCUUAGCGAUACUAAGUGACCUCAGCUUGCGUUAUAAAGUGCCCAGUGCCGCAUUUAACGUUGUCUUGGAGGCUACCGGAGUACAUCACGUAUUUACAGUAACCUUAGACCUGUACAGAAAUAUUCGGCAGUUCUGCGCCGACGGGCCAGAUCUUGAGACUUAUCAUAUCCUCUUUAGUCAAUGUACGAAGGGGAGAACUAUAAAUUUCCUGCUUGAUGAGAUGCAGACAUUCUCAAUCGAACCCGUCGAGACGACAUAUGAUCACCUAAUCCGGAUAGCUAGUUUGCAGGAAGACUACGAACAAGCCUUCCAAUUUCUCGAGAAGAUGAAGGCUAGCAAAACGGCGGGUUUGCCCAAUAACUGGUGGAUUAGCAGAAGUUCAGCUCUAGCACUUAUCAGGAGGUGCAUCCAAGCAGAGGAUAUCAGAGCGCAGGAACUUAUCGAAGGAUGUCGCAGACGAGGAAUGUCUAUCGACACAGAAGUGCAACAACUACUUGAUGGUAUGCAAAAGCAGAAGGAGCUAGCCGAAGCAGAGGGUGCUUUUCCUUCAUCUAUAGAAAAAUCAUAUACAGUACCACUCGACACUGUGCCAGCUAGCCAAAAUCUUAACGCAUUGUCAGAUUCGGCAUAAGGCAAGAUCCAUCGAGAAUAUAUCAGGAUUUAACCGUUUCCAAGUUCGUGGCUUCAUUGAUUCUUGCCAUUGACAUCUCUUGAGUCCGGCGCAAUUCUCGUUAAUAAGAUUACAAAGCUCGGCUCAAUUCCGAC